GAAACGGAACGAUACGAAAACGAAAAAUAGUCUAGUCAUUUUUUUUAUACAAUGAAUUAAUUAUUAUCUUAAGCUAUAGUGCUAUUUACUUAGCGCGGUGCUUAUUGUUUUUGUAACUUUUUUUAUUUCGAUAAGUGAAGAUGCAGAUUCUCAAAGUGCGCCAUGUUUAUUUGACGGCCAAUCAGUUUCAAGCAUGGAGCUGCGCAAGGGCACGAUAUGCGAGCUCGAAAGCAAACAAACCGAUCGAGUACAAACCAAUAAGGAGUGUUUUGGUAGCAAAUAGAGGAGAGAUUGCCAUCAGAGUGUUUCGAGCAUGCUCCGAACUCGGCAUACGGUCCGUCGCCAUCUACAGCGAGCAGGACAAGCUGCAGAUGCACAGACAAAAAGCCGACGAGUCAUACCUGGUCGGCAAAGGUCUGGCUCCCGUAGAAGCGUACCUUAGCAUCCCCGAGAUCAUCAGAGUAGCUAAAGAGAACAAUGUGGACGCUGUUCAUCCCGGUUAUGGACUGUUGUCAGAAAGGUCAGAUUUCGCGCAAGCAAUCGUUGAUGCCGGCAUGCGUUUUAUCGGGCCGCACCCCUCCGUGGUGCAGAGAAUGGGAGACAAGGUGGCCGCCAGGAAAGCUGCCAUUGAAGCCAAGGUCCCCAUCGUACCGGGCACGGACGGUCCUAUUACAAACAAAGAAGACGCCGUGGACUUCUGCAAGAAACAUGGUCUUCCAGUCAUCUUCAAGGCAGCGUACGGCGGUGGCGGUCGCGGUAUGCGAGUAGUACGGGACAUGUCCGAAGUAGAAUCAGCCUUUGAGCGUGCUUCCUCAGAAGCGUUGGGCGCCUUCGGCAACGGAUCCAUGUUCAUUGAGCGCUUCAUAGAAAGGCCGAGGCAUAUUGAGGUCCAACUGCUUGGUGACAAGGCUGGCAACGUGGUACACUUGUAUGAGCGCGACUGCUCGGUGCAGCGCCGGCACCAGAAGGUCGUCGAGGUGGCCCCUGCGCCCGGUCUUGACCCUGAGGUUCGCAAAAAGAUGACCGACUGCGCUGUUCACCUGGCCAAGCAUGUGGGCUACGAAAACGCCGGAACUGUGGAGUUCCUCCUGGACAGCAAAGGCAACUUCUACUUCAUCGAGGUCAACGCUAGGUUACAAGUGGAACACACAAUCACAGAAGAAGUCACAAGCAUCGAUUUAGUCCAAUCCCAAAUCAGAGUUGCCGAAGGCAUGACCCUACCAGAACUGGGUCUGACACAAGACAAGAUCAAGACGCAAGGAUUCGCUAUUCAAUGCAGAGUCACUACUGAAGACCCAGCCAAUAACUUCCAACCCAGCACUGGAAGACUUGAAGUAUUCAGGUCUGGAGAAGGUAUGGGUAUCCGUCUCGAUUCGGCGGCCACUUACGCUGGAGGCAUCGUCUCACCAUAUUACGACUCCCUGCUUGUUAAAGUAAUCUCCCACGCUAACGACUUACCAGCUUCAGCCGCUAAGAUGACGCGCGCUCUCAGAGAGUUCCGUAUCCGCGGUGUCAAGACCAACAUUCCUUUCUUGCUCAAUGUAGUCGGCAACCAGAAGUUCCUCUCCGGCGCCCUGGACACGUACUUCAUCGACGAAAAUCCUCAGCUCUUCAUGUUUAAAACUUCGAAGAACCGUGCUCAGAAACUGCUCAAUUAUCUCGGACAGGUGCUUGUGAACGGCCCAGCUACGCCACUGGCAACCUCCAUUCCUCCCGCGGACAUCACGCCAUACAUUCCCCCAGUUCCUUUAGACCUUUCCCCAGAGGCUGUCAAGAAAUUUGAACUAACCGGAGAAAAUACAGCCAUCCAGCCUCCAAAAGGCUUCAAACAGAUCCUCCAAGAAGGGGGUCCCGAAGCCUUCGCCAAGGCCGUCCGCCAACACAAAGGUCUCCUCCUCAUGGACACGUCGUUCAGAGACGCUCAUCAAUCCCUCUUAGCCACCAGAGUUCGGACACAUGACUUAUUGGCUGCCUCGCCAUAUGUAGCGCAUAACUUUAGCAACUUGUAUUCUAUGGAGAAUUGGGGUGGAGCUACUUUCGAUGUUGCUCUGAGGUUCCUGCACGAAUGCCCUUGGGAGCGACUAGAAGACAUGCGGCGCCUCAUCCCCAACAUCCCGUUCCAAAUGCUGCUGCGUGGCGCCAACGCCGUCGGCUACACCAACUACCCCGACAACGUGGUCUACAAGUUCUGCGAGAUGUCGGUUAAAGCGGGCAUGGACAUCUUCCGCGUAUUCGAUUCUCUAAACUACCUCCCCAACUUAAUUCUCGGCAUGGACGCCGCAGGCAAAGCCGGGGGCGUGGUCGAAGCUGCCAUCUCGUACACGGGCGACGUGUCCGACCCUAGCAAGAAGAAAUACGACCUGAAGUACUAUUUGAACCUGGCCGAUGAGCUCGUGAAGGCUGGGACACAUGUGCUGUGUAUUAAGGAUAUGGCGGGGCUGUUGAAGCCCCAGGCGGCUAAGCUCCUGAUCUCUGCGAUCCGCGACAAGCACCCCGACGUGCCGCUGCACGUGCACACGCACGACACGUCGGGCGCGGGCGUGGCGGCCAUGCUGGCGUGCGCGCGCGCCGGCGCCGACGUGGUGGACGCCGCCGUCGACUCCAUGUCCGGCAUGACCAGCCAGCCCAGCAUGGGCGCGCUCGUCGCCUGCCUCAUGGGCACCGACCAGGACACCAAAAUCCCCCUCCAAAAGGUAUCGGAAUACUCAGCGUACUGGGAGCAAGCUCGAACCCUGUACGGGCCGUUCGAGUGCACGGCCACGAUGAAGUCCGGCAACGCGGACGUGUACCUGAACGAGAUCCCCGGCGGACAGUACACCAACCUGCAGUUCCAGGCCUUCUCGCUGGGGCUGGGCUCGCAGUUCGAGGAGGUUAAGAAGGCUUACAGAGAAGCGAACCUCCUCCUCGGCGACAUCAUCAAGGUCACCCCCUCGUCCAAGGUCGUUGGUGACUUCGCUCAGUUCAUGGUGCAAAACAAACUCACCGCCAAAGACAUCGAAGCUAAGGCUGAAGAGCUGUCCUUCCCGAAGUCCGUUGUGGAGUUCCUGCAGGGAGCUAUUGGGCAGCCGCAUGGAGGAUACCCUGAACCUUUAAGAUCUAAAGUACUUAAAGACAUGAAGAGAAUAGACGGCCGGCCCGGCGCUGAAAUGCCGCCACUCGACUUCGACAAACUUAAGGCCGACAUCCAAGAAACCUACCCGCUGAUCUCCGAUUACGACGUAAUGUCAGCAGCCAUGUACCCGCAAGUUGCCAACGAUUUCUUCCGCAUCCGCGAAAAGUACGGCCCCGUCAAACAUCUUGACACUAAGACUUUCCUUGUUGGACCCACGGUCGGCGACGGCAUCGAAGUGAAGAUCGAGCGUGGAAAGACGCUAGACAUCCGCACAUUAGCCGUCUCAGACGAGAUGACCGCCGCGGGCGAGAGGGAGGUGUUCUUCGAGCUCAACGGACAGCUUAGAAGCGUCUUCAUCAAGGACGAGACUGCCAGCAAGGAAAUGAAGAUCCACCCUAAAGCCAUCAAGGGAGACAAGAACCAAGUUGGAGCCCCGAUGCCAGGCACCGUAUUAUCGGUGAAAGUGAAGGAAGGCGACAAAGUAGAAAAAGGCCAAGCCAUCGCAGUCCUCUCCGCCAUGAAGAUGGAGAUGAUCGUCCAGGCGCCCAAGGCCGGCACCAUACAAUCCGUACUCAUCACGAACGGACAGAAGCUCGAGGGCGACGAUCUGAUCGUGACCAUCGAGUGAACUACAUAAGGUGCAAUUUUGAAUGACUCGUUUCGUUUCUUUGAUAUUUUAUUGCAUAAACGGUGGGAGGCCUGGACAAAUCGUUUUUAAACGCCGAUCGAUACUUAAAUGUAUGGAAAUAAUGUGCCGUUCUUGAAAAUGUUCUCCGUUUACUAUGGGAAAUAUUCUCGAGCAAGAACAUUCUCCAUACAAAACGGAGAACGUUCUCGAGAACGGCAUAACUCUACUUCAGUCGAAUCAUCCACGUUUUUUCGAUUAGCGUUUACGAUUCUCAUUUUCGCCACGGCUCCUGAUAUUAAUGUUGAAAAUCGCUAUAAGUUGGAAAACUGAGAGAUUUUAAUACCUAAAAAGUUAAGUGCGAUUUUAUAAAUCGAAUUUUUAUGUAUUUAGGUUUACCAACAGUAUGUUUUUUGUUGAGUAAUUUAUGAAAUUAUUUUUACUGUUGUUAAAUUAGUUUUUUUAUAAUUGUUUUAAUAUCUAAGAAACGCAGCGAUUCUAAGAGUGAUAGUUAUACGUUGAAGUCCGAAUGUUACUUAAUUUUUAAUGAUCCUGUUUUUAUUUAUGUAUUUUAUUAAUUAUUUGGCACAAGCAUAAAUGUUUGCAGCAUUUUAUACGAAGUCGAUACUAUUGUAUGUAUGAAGUUUUAAAUCUUUUUUUACUAAUGUAUUUUGCGAUUUUUUAAACUGUUUCCUUUUUAUUCGAAUCAUUGUUAUUAAAAAAUUAUGUAUGUACUUAGUAAAACAUUCGGCGAAAACUGAAAAAUAAAUAAGCAUUUUAAGCAUUUUUAAUCAAAUCGCGAAAUACUUGUAGCUUAAAAUCUUUACCCAACCGCGGCAUGGCCCAGAAGGGUAAUGUUAAUUGAACUGUGAUAUCAUCCACUAAGUGGUGAAGUGACUUAAUAGCAUCACAGUACAAAAUUAAAAAAAGCACUAGGGACCGUAACCGGUAUUGUUUAAAAAAACCGGUUACCGCGAGUGGCCCUUUUGUCUGAUAUAAUCAGCGAAAGUAUAAUAAAAGCCUAUACCAAACAGCUAUCUCAAAAAGAAAUUAUUUUGAAAAUGUGUCAACUAUAGAAACUAAGUAACUUUUCAAUGGAUUUCUAUUUUUCUAUUUUCUCAUAAUAGAAGUUACCAUUACAUUUUCUCAUUUAACUAUUUAUAGUUUUCGGUUAAACCGGUAUCGUUUUUAAUAAAGGUUUUCGGUCUCUGAGCAUUCGCUUGUUCAUAUUCAAUUCAAUUUGCUCCUAGUAGUUUUCAUUCCAUACAACAGGGUUAAAUGAAAAAGUAUGGGCAUAUCACAAACUAAAAAGACUACCUUUAGUUGUAAAAUAAAUUAAACCGUUAGAUGUAAGGUGAUCUGUCUGUACUUGAAGCUAAGUUUAAGUGUUUUUGUAUGUUGGUGCUAAUUUUGUUAUCAUUUUGUAAUAUUAUUGUUAUUUUCAUUUUUACGUUUAUGCAAUAUAUUGAUUUUAUCAUA
Messenger RNA from Cydia strobilella, 5216 nucleotides. RefSeq names its product pyruvate carboxylase, mitochondrial (gene PCB). The record is from RefSeq and is a predicted model, not a curated record. Gene Ontology annotation, molecular function: metal ion binding; pyruvate carboxylase activity; ATP binding. The coding region runs from base 141 to 3740 and encodes 1199 amino acids. Gene Ontology annotation, biological process: pyruvate metabolic process; gluconeogenesis. Gene Ontology annotation, cellular component: cytoplasm. The transcript is spliced from 25 exons. Lineage: Eukaryota; Metazoa; Arthropoda; Insecta; Lepidoptera; Tortricidae.